Messenger RNA from Humulus lupulus (European hop), 1120 nucleotides. Its product is annotated as glycolipid transfer protein 1-like. Gene Ontology annotation, biological process: ceramide transport; intermembrane lipid transfer. The coding region runs from base 272 to 880 and encodes 202 amino acids. Gene Ontology annotation, cellular component: cytoplasm; cytosol; membrane. The transcript is spliced from 8 exons. NCBI's taxonomy places the organism in Eukaryota, Viridiplantae, Streptophyta, Magnoliopsida, Rosales, Cannabaceae. Gene Ontology annotation, molecular function: ceramide 1-phosphate transfer activity; ceramide 1-phosphate binding. The record is from RefSeq and is a predicted model, not a curated record.
UAUUUGCUGGUUAAACUAUAUUUGUAGGUUAAAGAAAAAAACAGGUGACGGUGAGCAUGUCUCCAUAACCAGUACAAAUACUUUUUUUUUUUUUUAAAAAAAAGAAAAACAUACAACAUACACAUGAAUAUGAAUCUAUGUUAAAUUCCAUACAAUGGAUUUUAGUUAAGGUUCUCCUAUUCUGGUUGUCGACUGUGUCUCAACUCUCCACCUUUGAUUAUAGUUUUACAGAUCCACCUACCCAAUUCAUUUCCAUUUGCGUAAAGGAAGAAUGGAGGACCCUGUUUUCACUCCCGCUUUGGAAGGAAUCAAGCAUGUCAAGUCUGAAAAUGGUGAAAUGCUCACCAAGCAUUUUUUGCAAGUCUGCAAGCAUAUUUUGCCAGUUAUCGAUAAGUUUGGAGCAGCCAUGACCCUUGUUAAGUCUGACAUUGGUGGUAACAUAGCGAGAUUGGAAUCUAAAUAUCUUUCCAGUCCAGAAAAAUUCAACCUCUUGUACAGCAUGGUACAGAUUGAGGUUGAAGCUAAAACAGCGAAAGGAUCAUCCAGUUGUACCAAUGGUCUUCUUUGGUUGACAAGGGCAAUGGAUUUCUUGGUGGAAUUGUUUCGCAACUUACUUGACCAUCCAGAUUGGUCCAUGUCACAGGCUUGUACAGAUUCCUAUGGCAAGACUCUGAAGAAAUUUCAUGGAUGGCUUGCUAGUUCAAGUUUCACUGUGGCUAUGAAACUUGCUCCUGAUAGAAAGAAGUUUAUGGAUGUGAUUGGAGGUUCUGGUGAUGCCAUGGCAGACAUAGAGAAAUUCUGCACAACAUUUUCCCCUCUUCUCGAAGAGAAUCACAAGUUCUUGGCUAGUGUGGGCAUGGAUGAACUGAAGGCAUCAUGAAGAAAAGAGAAGCAUCGUAUCUAUUUAACUUUGUUGCCAAUGGUGCCUGGGAUCUUAUCCUCGCCCUAACCUUUUUACGUAUCUAAUAAUUCAUCAGACUUGUGUUUUUUUUUUCGCAACGAUCAGUGACUUAUGUCGUGUUGAGGCUUUUUUUUAAAAAUAAAAUUAAUGUCUUAUUAUACCUAAACUCAAUAAAUUUUUACAAGAAUAUAUGUAUUUUUAUUGAAAACUUGCCCUUUA